Messenger RNA from Phaedon cochleariae (mustard beetle), 2151 nucleotides. The record is from the annotation of a GenBank genome assembly. NCBI's taxonomy places the organism in Eukaryota, Metazoa, Arthropoda, Insecta, Coleoptera, Chrysomelidae.
GUCAACACAAACGAAAAUAAACAAUAAUAAAUAUGGCUACUGCUGGUAAUAGUGAAGAUUUGCCAACAAUUCCAAUUCUUCCUGUAAAUACCCCUUUCAGUUCUGAUAGAAAUAUCUCAAGAUCACCCUCAAUUUCUUCUAUUAAUAAUUUUCAAUGGACAACCCUAUUGGUUUCAAAACCUGGCCAAAAGAAGGGGCGGAAACAACUAGGCCGCGAUCCUGUAGUCAUAGAAAGAAGUAAUUUAGUGAACAUAAGUAAGCUAGUCGUUAAGGAACUCAUAGAGCAGUCAUUGAGAUAUGGGAGAAUGCUCGAUUCAGAUCACAUGCCUUUACAGCACUUUUUCAUCGUAUUGGAACACGUUCUGAGGCAUGGACUCAAGCCCAAAAAGGGUUUGUUGGGCCCAAAAAAAGAAUUGUGGGACAUUCUACAGAUGGUUGAAAAGUAUACUCCUGAAGCCCAAGAUAUCACUGCUAGUGUAAGAGAUUUGCCAACAGUAAGGACACAUAUGGGCAGAGCUAGGGCAUGGCUGAGACUGGCUCUGAUGCAGAAAAAGUUAGCAGACUAUUUGAAAGUAUUGAUUGACCACAAAGAUGAAGCUUUGGUCGAAUAUUUUGAACCAGACGCUUUGAUGUUGAGUGACGAAGCAAUUAUAAUAAUUGGUUUAUUGGUUGGAUUGAAUGUUAUUGACUGUAAUCUGUGUGUUAAAGAAGAGGAUUUGGAUUGUCCACAAGGAGUGAUAGACUUUUCCCUAUAUCUGAGAUCGGCGAGUCAAGUUUCCAAUGAUUCUAGCAAUGGUGAUGAGACGGGAGAUGCCAUGACAACAGUGCUAGAUCAAAAAAACUAUAUUGAAGAGCUGAACAGGCAUUUAAACGCCACGGUGACCAACCUCCAGACCAAGGUCGAGUCCCUCACCACCACCAACGCCCUCAUGAAGGAGGAUCUCGCCAUCGCCAAGAACAACCUGAUGGCGCUGUUCGAGGAGAACCGCCUGUUGCGCAGGCAGUGCGGUCGGGAGGGGGAGGGGUACGUGAUGAGCGCGAGCGGCGUGCACGUGACCUCCGCAGACAGCGGAAAGGGGCGGGGCGAGAAGGGCGGGGAUGCGGAAGAGCUGCGGCAGCGGCUGGAGGAGGAGCGGCGGCUGAGGAAGGAGGCUGACGAUGAGCUGGAGAUACAGAUGUGUAUGAAAGCUGAAAUGGAAGUAGCCAUGAAGUUAUUAGAAAAAGACAUUCAUGAAAAACAAGAUACUAUAAUUUCUCUCAGAAGGCAGUUGGAUGACAUAAAACUCAUUAAUUUGGAAAUGUAUAAAAAACUUCAGGGGUGUGAGGCAUCUUUAGCGCAUAAAGCAGAGUUCAUUUCUAAACUAGAAGCUAAGAUGCAAUCUAUGACAGAUACGAUAGAGUCACUCGAAUAUAAGUACAAAGAAAGUGAAUCAAUGAGAUUAACCACAGAACAACUCAAACAACAAGUGGAUCUACAAGCAGCUCACGUAGAAGAACAAGCCAACAGUAUUGAAGGAGAUUUGAAGUUGGAAAGAGAGUGGAGAAAAUCUUUACAGGACUCUAUGCAGCAGGACAGAGAAAGGAUAUCAAAGUUGCAGAUUGAAAAUGGACAACUGAAGCUACUUGCACAGAAAUAUGCACAACUUCAGGAGGAUUACUAUACCUUGAAAGACCAUAAUAUGGAACAAGAUAAAACUUUGGAAGAAUUAGGUGGGAAACUGAAAGAUUCCAAGUUGCAAAUAUCCGAUUUGAAGGAGGAAAUAAAUAGAAACCGAAUUGAUGGUACUUGGGCGAAAGAUAAUACUGUUAGUAAUUGUAGUGCUUGUUCAAAGGAGUUCAACUUGACUCGACGACGGCACCACUGUAGGAAUUGUGGGGAAAUUUUCUGUAAUACUUGUUCUGACAAUACAAUGGCACUCCCAUCAUCUGCUAAGCCAGUCAGAGUUUGUGAUGACUGUCACCUUCUAUUAUUGGGUAGAAGUACAAAUACUGUGAUGAAUUAGGUUUAGGCUUCAAAUUGUUAAUUGUGAAACUAUUUACAAGUUUAAUUGAGAUUGUAUAUUGUAUUAAUAUAAUUUAUUUUAAUAAGAAUACAUGAAUUCAAAUAUGUUAUUUUAUUGAUUUUUGUAAAAAUAUAUAUUUACAUGAUUA